AUGAAAAAGAAAUAUCUUUAGAAAUAAUCUAAAUUUAACGAAUAAUUAGAUAUCAAUGUUGGAUUAGGAUUACCAUAAGAAAAAUACGAUGAAAAUGAAUAGUGUUAGUCUUGUAAAUUAACAUUAAAGUAAGAUGAUAGAUAUAUUCCAAUUUUAAUAUCAACAUUUGCAAAGUAGAAUAGAUAUGAUACUAUGCCAAUGGAAUUAUAAAACCUAUUAAAUGCUGAGACUUUGAAUCUAUUCAAUGUGUCAAGUUGCAAGCAUUAGUUUCAUUUUAAAUGUUUAGCAAACUCAUUUAAAACCAAAUUACAUUAAGAAUAUCCAUCAUGGUUGAUAUCUAAUUGCCCUAUUUGUUAAUAGAGUUGCAACUUAUUAUAUCCUAAUUCUUAACUUGAAGUUCAUUUUAAUUUAUUCAUUUAAGAAUUAGAGGCAAUUUUAAUUGAAUUAAAUUUAGAUUUAUAAUUAUCAUUAAAAUAUGAAGGUAGAGAAGAAUUAAUUUUAUUUGAUAUUUUCUAUCAGUUACUUAUUAAUAUUUUAAUCUAAAUGAUAUAAUAAAAGGUAGACUUUUAGAGAUCUGGUAAAGUUUAGAUUUUCUAGCAAUUUAUCAGGAUUUUAAAGCAUCAUUAUAAAAACAUCAAUUAUAAGUAGAAUAUACUGAAAUUUAAGAAAGGAUAAAUAUUUAUAUUGGACAUUAUGAUGUUAAUCGAGAAUUAAGUAAUGUCAGUAAUUAAUAAAAAUGAUUUCGAAUAAGAAAUCUCAAAAAUAUUAUUAUCGUUGCCAAAGCAAAAUGAUGACUUAGUUAAAAUUUUAUUUACUUGUUUCGAAAUAAAAUUUAAUGAUGAACUAUUUUAUGGUGAAUAAAAUGAAAUAUCAUCAAUGUGUAUAACAGAUUUCUAUUAAACCUAAAAAGAAAUAUCCAAUUAAAUAGCCAUACUAUUAGGAAAAAAUUUUGAAACUUUUAGACAUAGAUAUAUUAAGAACUUAUGCAAAAAAUGUGGCUUCUUUGCCACUAAGUAGAAAUAAGGUUAAGAUAUUGCUGUAUGUUUACUUUGUUUAAAAACAUUAUGUUUAGGUUCAUGUAAAAAUUAUAAAAUUGGCAACUUAAGUAUUCAUGCUGAAGAGGAGCACAACUGCCAUUCAGUCUAUGUUUGCUUGAGCUCAGGGAAUGUUGUGAUAACAUCUUAUCCUAUGUCAUAUGUUAAUUGUUUUAGCUUAUUUUAUAACAACUUAGGUUAAGAAAUAAAUUAACUUACAUAUACUAAUCUAGAUUGGGAUAAAUACAAUUUAGAUAUGGAAAAAGUAGAAUAAAUUUCUAAGAUUAUCUUAUAUAAUUAAUAUUAACAAAUUAUAAGAAAUGCAUUAAAUGAUCAAAACAGAAACAGACAGAAUGUUAGAAGGAAUUUAUGA
Messenger RNA from Paramecium tetraurelia, 1407 nucleotides. RefSeq lists its product as uncharacterized. Lineage: Eukaryota; Ciliophora; Oligohymenophorea; Peniculida; Parameciidae. The transcript has a single exon. The record is from RefSeq and is a predicted model, not a curated record.